UGAGGCGUGUGAUUGGUCAAAGUCUGCGCCGACUGCGCUGAUUGGUUUACAUGGCUUGUUGUUAACUGAUCUGCACCGGAUGUAAAACGGAACCAGCUUUGUUAAUACGAAAGAUCAGCUCAUUGAUACCUGUGGGACAAUGUCUGACAGUGAUGGCCAAGGACAAGAGCCUGCUGGACUGGAUGGUCUUCCACCAAUGCACAGCAUUUCCAAGGGAGAGGUGGUCUCUCUGCAGACCUAUGGAGCCUUUGUCAGACUGCCAGGAUACAAGAAGGAAGGCCUCGUACAUGUGAGUGAGAUGUCAGCCACACGGAUUGAGAAUGCCUCAGAGGUUGUCGAUAUGGGGGAACAGGUGUGGAUUAAAGUCAUUGGGAGAGAGAUUCGGGAUGACAAGGUGAAGUUGUCCUUCUCAAUGAAAGCUGUCAAUCAGGGAACAGGGCAGGACUUGGACCCAAACAAUGUUAUGGCCGAGCAGGAUGCGAGGCGCCGUAAGCAGUUUAGAGACCACACAGGCAACAGGAUCACAUUGGAGGCUGUACUCAACACAACAUGCUCAAAGUGUGGAUGCAAGGGUCACUUCACAAAAGACUGUUUCUCUGCUCCGGGCUUGCAAUACGCUCUUUUGCCUGAAGAGGACGAGGAAGAGCAACGGCAGCAGCAGCAGCAGACCUCCACUGUUUCAACACAGCAAGACUCAGACAAAAAGAAGAAGAAAAAGAAGGAGAAGAAAAUGAAGAAGAAGAGGAAGAGGGAUAGGAAGGAGUCAGAGAGCGACAGCAGCAGCAGCGGCGAAUGCAAAUCUAAGAGGAGGCGCCACGAGCACACUCACGACAAAGAGGACAAAAAGAAGAAGAAACACAAGAAACACAGAUCACACAAACACAGCUGAGACAGCCACACAAAAUACAUCUUCAGUCACACACUGCAGCUAUCAGACAGACGCAAAAGAGGAAGUGGGUAGCACCAGACGAACUGACAGACUACCAGCUGUGUAUGUUUUAAUAAUCUCUCCACCGACUGCUCAUUAUAGAAACCUUCAUUGCUCAUUAUAGAAACUUUCAUUUACAUUUUCCUUACUGUCUCUCCAUGUUGAAAGAAUGCUAAGACUUUCUAUUAAGUUUAAAGAAUCAAAAUAGGUCACAAAAAUCAGGUGACAAGCCACACUUGUUCAAAAGUAACCUCUGGCUCCCCCUCAGAGGGAGGAGUUUACACAACAUAUGUAACCCAAUAGGUGUAACCAGUAUGACAGCAAGUGGUUAUCCCUUUUGGAAUCCAGAUGUUGUUUACAUCUAUGCGGUUUAAUUAAGCAGACAUGAAGACCAUAAAGCUGAAUCUUGUGAGGAUCUAACAUGAAAAACCUUUAAAUCAGCCACACAGAGAAAGCUAUAUUUACACACACACACACACACACACACACGCAUAGGAAGUAGUAAA
Messenger RNA from Sander lucioperca (pikeperch), 1434 nucleotides. RefSeq names its product zinc finger, CCHC domain containing 17 (gene zcchc17). Bases 140 to 889 code for a protein of 249 amino acids. The transcript has 7 exons. The record is from RefSeq and is a predicted model, not a curated record. Gene Ontology annotation, biological process: RNA stabilization. Lineage: Eukaryota; Metazoa; Chordata; Actinopteri; Perciformes; Percidae. Gene Ontology annotation, molecular function: RNA binding; zinc ion binding.